This is a messenger RNA of Capra hircus (goat), 1840 nucleotides long. It is a transcript of the gene VSTM2B, whose product is annotated as V-set and transmembrane domain containing 2B. The record is from RefSeq and is a predicted model, not a curated record. The coding region runs from base 605 to 1432 and encodes 275 amino acids. Lineage: Eukaryota; Metazoa; Chordata; Mammalia; Artiodactyla; Bovidae. The transcript has 5 exons.
CCUCCGGCUCCGGGGCCGCCACGCCGGACCCGCUCUCCCGGCGCUGCGCUGGGUCGGACGCCAGGUCUGCGCGCCGCGGCUGAGCGCCCACUCGCCCUGCGGAAAGAGCCGAGCAGGGACCGGCGGAGGCGGCAGCGGGAGAGCGGAGCGGCCGCCGGAGGAGGCGGCGGUCUGGAGCCGCAGCAGCAGGAGACCGGCAGGCAGAAGCUCGGGGCUCCGAGGCGCGCGCUCCCCUGGCCAGGGAUGGGUCCCGGCGCGGCCCGGCCCCCGACCGGCCCGCCGGGCAGAAACUGACUUGCGGGUCCCCAGAGUCCGGCGGACGACUGGACAAAAGGAAGCACGGACUGACUGCCAGGAGCCUCCCGGCGGGACCUCGCGUGCCGCGCACCCGGAGCAGCGCCCCCCGCCGGAGCCGCGCCUGGCGAGCCGGCUAGGGAGCUGGACUGAUUGGCGGCCGCCGGCGGCCGGGGGAGGGGGCGCCGCGCGGGGCCAUGGCAGGCUCGAAGGCGUCCUAGCCCGAGUCCGACCGGAUCCGAGCCCGCGCCGCCGCCACAGCCGCCUCUCCGAGCCCGGGUCCCCGUCGCCGCCGCGCCCCCUGCGGGAGAUGGAACAGAGGAACCGGCUCGGCGCUCCCAGAUACCUGCCGCCGCUGGUGCUGCGCGCCCUGCUGCUCUUCGUGGCCGAGGCGACAUUCACCGAAGUCCCCAAAGAUGUGACCGUACGUGAGGGAGACGACAUCGAAAUGCCCUGCGCCUUCCGGGCCAGUGGAGCCACCUCGUACUCGCUGGAGAUUCAGUGGUGGUAUCUCAAGGAGCCUCCCCGAGAGCUGCUGCACGAGCUGGCGCUCAGCGUGCCCGGCGCCCGGAGCAAGGUAACAAAUAAGGAUGCGACUAAAAUCAGCACGGUGCGCGUGCAGGGCAACGACAUCUCGCACCGGCUGCGGCUGUCGGCCGUGCGGCGGCAGGACGAGGGCGUGUAUGAGUGCCGCGUGUCGGACUACAGCGACGACGACACGCAGGAGCACACGGCCCAGGCGCUGCUGCGCGUGCUCGCGCGCUUCGCACCGCCCGACGUGCAGGCCGCGGAGGCCGUGUCCCACAUUCAGAGCGGCGGCCCGCGCCGCCACGGCCCCGCCAGCGCCGCCCGGGCCGACGGCGCCCAGGAGCCCGGCCGCGGCGACAAGAGCCCGCCUCCCGGGGGCCCUCCCGCCGCCCCCGCCCCGGGCGUCCCCGAGGCCGCCGCCGCCUCCGCGGCGCACAGAGCCGCGACCACCGUGGCGGCCGCCGCCUCGUCCGCGCCGCCGCCGCCCCGCGAGGCGGCCCUUCUGCGCCAGAGGCACUCAGGCACCGGCCCAAACUAUGCCACAGACCCGCUCCUGUCCCUGUUCCUGUUGGCCCUCCAUGAGUUCCUGCACCUGCUGGCGGGGCCCUGACAGACCCAGCGUCCUGUGCUCCUGAGCGGCCCACACGGCUGCCCAGCCCUGGGUGAGGACCGCAUCGCCAGAUGGACACAGACAGACUCAGAGACGCAUGACCAACCCACGUGGAAAGCAAAUAAACCGUGUUUUUGGGGGAAGUUACACAAAUGUAGACCACCUAAAAUAAUGCAUCUAGUUUCCAAAUAAGAUGGAAUUUGGACCCUGCAAUAUGCAUGGGAUCAAUGAUUUCUCUAUUUUAAUGUAUUUUUCUUUUCAAACUUUUCUUCAAAGUCUUCAUUUUGCACGAACUGUUGAGCAGUUAUCUUUAGGAUACUAUGUAAAAAUGUCAGGUCAAAGCCUUUUUGACAAAGCAAAAUAUUUUUAGUAGAUUAUUGUGUUUAGGAAAUUUUUUAAUUUACUUUU